Molecule: messenger RNA, 3387 nt
Organism: Microplitis demolitor
Lineage: Eukaryota; Metazoa; Arthropoda; Insecta; Hymenoptera; Braconidae
Exons: 6
Coding region: 190-1827 (545 amino acids)
Biological process (GO): regulation of DNA-templated transcription
Cellular component (GO): nucleus
Molecular function (GO): DNA-binding transcription factor activity; cis-regulatory region sequence-specific DNA binding
Source: RefSeq, a predicted model, not a curated record
AUGGUUUCUCUGAUCAGCUGGGUGUUGUGCAGUGUUGUGUAGAUGCAUGAGUGUAUGCUUGCAAUGCUCGUCUUCGUUAAAUUUUCUAAGGCCAUCGUCUAUCGCCGUGUACACUAAUCGGCAAAUUUAUUUAGUGUCUGUCAGGACUAAAGAAAAAUAAUUAAUUUGAAAAAUAAAAAAAAAAAAAAAAUGGCACCAGACAGACCUGAUCAAUCGGGACUGGAGACAACAUGUAAUUUAACCGUUUCACGAGUUUUUAAUAUUGGCGAUGCAGUAGUAACACUGAAAGAAGCAGAUAGUGCUAGCGCAUUGGCUGACAAGAAUAAUGUUAAUAUAGUUGACGUAGCUUCAUCAGAUAUUAUCAAUAAUCCUCCGAUUGUUAAAAAUCUAAAUGAAUUUGGUAAUGCAUUAAUAGUUAAACAAAAUCAAUCCGACGACGAUCUUACGUCGUUAACGUGGCUUCAUCAGCAAAAUCUUCUUAAAGGGCUAGAAAUUUCAAGUCCUACCAAAAGUAUCAAAGAUGAAAAUAUUAAUAAUAACAACAAUAACAUUAAUAAUAACAAUAAUAAUAAUAAUAAUAAUAACAACAAUAACAAUAAUGUAUGUGAGGAUAGUACAGAACUUUCAGAGAAUACAAACUCUACUUCAAGUAUUGAUGAUAAUUAUUUUUCAGGAAAAUUAUGCCAAAGUAAUCAAAACUCUGAUCAGAAUAAUGAAAAAUCCGAGCCAUUCUUUCAGGACACUGGGAAAAAUUCUUACAUUGGAACUCAACAAAGUAAUCAAGUCAAGAUAUCAUUGAACAACAAUAAUUUGCCAGUUUCAAAUCGCAAUAAACAUCCAACUCACAUACCUUACGAUCCUCAUUUGCAUAAAAAUAGUAAACCGCCGUAUUCAUUUUCUUGCCUUAUCUUCAUGGCAAUUGAAGAUAGUCCAAUGAAGGCAUUACCAGUUAAAGAAGUGUAUGCUUGGAUACUUGAUCAUUUUCCUUACUUUAGAAAUGCACCAACUGGAUGGAAGAAUUCUGUUAGGCAUAAUCUAAGUUUAAACAAGUGUUUUCGUAAAGUAGAAAAAGCACCAAAUUUAGGAAAGGGUUCAUUAUGGAUGGUAGAUGAUCAGUAUCGUCCAAAUUUAAUUCAAGCGUUAUCGCGAGCCCCCUUCCCUCCACCAACUGGACAAAAUAUUUCUUCACCAGACAAAACUAUGAAAAAAAAUACUAGUACCCGACUUCCUGAUCCUGUGUUGUUCCCUUAUUUAUCGAAGAGGCUUGCAUCCAGUAAUAUUACUGAUAGUCCAGAACUUGAAUUUGACAGUGACGUUGAUGCUGCUGCCGUUGCUAUGCUUUCUUUUAAACAUGGGCCUAUUAUUCUUAAUCAUAAUAAAGAGCGAAAACGAAAAUCUAAUAUUCAACCCGAAAAAUUGAUACCUGUAAUUACGCGAAGUUCUAGUGAAGAUCAUACAUAUAGCUGUAUAACUUCCUUAAAAUCUGACAGUAAAGCGUCGAAUAGCUCAAUCUUAAACGAUACGGGAACAGACGUUGAUGAACAACGUAAAAUAGCCGAAGGCGCGGAUGCUCUACUCAAUCUUGCUGGAGUGGCUUUUGUUAAUAACAACAAUUGCUGUACGCAUAAUUCUCAAGAACUAACUACAAAUACCGUCAGUACAAUUGCAGUAAAUCAUACCAUCAAAUUGCCGUCAGUACAGGUAUCCCCAUCUAAAUCAAAGCGACGCAUCAUCUCGAGCGAUUACUCUAGUCUACCAGACAAACGGCGUAAGCGCUGGCGAGAGUGGGGUGAAAGUAACAGGUACCCUAAACAAAUCCGGGGUUAGUGAUAAGUGUUUGUUCAUAGUUUUUUCUUUCGGACAAAAGAAAGAUUUUUUUUAAAACGAGAUGAAAUAAAUAAUUAGCUGUACGUCAACUCUAUACAGUGGCCAAAGUUAUAUUUUCAAGAAAAAAAAUAUAAAGAUUUUAAGAAAAGUAGUUAAUAAAUGGUGAAGGAAUUUAAAAAAUAAUACUAAAAUUUUAAGUGUUUUUUUCGAUUAUAAUUUAAUAGAGAUUUAUUAUAUUUAUUAUUAUUGGUGCAAAUAAAUCUCUAUUACACAUAAAGGUAUGUUGAAAAAAAAGCACUGAAAUACGAGCAAUAAUAGAAAUGAUUAAAUGAUAAUUAUUAGUAAGAGAUAAAUAUAUAAAUAUAUAUAUAAAUAUAUUCAUAUGAAAAAACGUAGGAUCAGUCACGAAUCAAAGAUAAUUAUAAUUUUAAGUAAUACAUCCAACCGAAUAAAAGUAAUGACAUGAAAAUUAGACAAAAAACUUUUUAUAAAUAUUGUAAAGAAAUGUUUUGCCAAUUUUAAAAAUGUUUUAAGACAAAAAUAGCUAGUUGCUAGUACACAUAUUGUGAGAUGAGGAUAUAUUAAAUAAAAGAAGAAUCUAAUUAAUGAUUAUUACAUAUAUAUAUAUAUAUAUUUAUAUAUAUAUAUAUAUAUAUAUAUAUAUAUAUAUAUAUAUAUAUGUAUCCGUUUAGAGAAAUUAAUAUAUUUGAAUCAUGAGGAUAAUGAUAAAAAACUAGUGGUAACAUAAUAUAAGGAAAAAUUGUGAGAUAAAAUAGUAUUUUAUUGUAAAUACCACUUAUAUAUGCUCGGAUAACGUUCUAGUUAAAAAAUAAUGAAUCAUCUAAAAUUCAGAAAAAAAAAAAGAAAUAAUAGAAACGUGAAAAUUAUCAUCACGAAUAAAACCAAAAUAAUAAAAUAGAAAAAAAAUUACAAUUUGCCCUAUAUAUAUGGUUUCACAAAAAAAAAAAUUCAAACUACGCUAUACAUCAUAAUAAAUCGUUUUUAAUUUUCAUAACGCUUUCUCUUGUUUUGUUAUUAGUAUCUUAAUUAUUUUGGCACAUUUGUAGAAACAGCAAUAGAGGAUUCUUAAUCAUAUUUUUAAUAAAUAAAAGUACUCUAACAAUAUACACAUUAAAAUAGUUUGUAUCAAUUAAUAUCAGAAUAAACGAAAAAAAGUUGAGUAAUAUUCAGUAUGUUAUCUUGUGAUUAACUAAAUUGAUAAUCUCAAAGUCCGAAUGUACUAUGUAUCUUUUAUUAAGAAAUCUUUUUUUCAAAUUUUCCGUUAACAUACGGCAUAGUAAAAAAACAAAAAAUUCGAGAAAAAAUGGUUUUUUGAAGAAAUUUUAAUUUUACAGCUUUAAUUAUUUUUUAGCGCAUCUAUAUAUCUCGAAAUCAUACUUGAUUUUUUAAUAAUUUUAGCAAAGAAAACUGUUAGUUUUUUUUUUCUUUUGUUGUUUACUUCGUAACUAAUCAAAAUCAAGUUUAAUAAUUUUAAAGAUGUUAAUAUCUUAAAUUUUGUCGUAAAAAUAUUAUUAAGAAAUCUGACGGUAACCGAAUGAC